AAACUUGUAAAAUGGCGGAAGGUAGCUUGCCGGAAGAGCAGGGAAAAACAAGACUAGCAGCUGCUCCCUAGAAUGACGCCAGACUGUCAGGAGGAAGCGUAGGCGAGCGGUGUUCAGCAAAACGAGCCCUCCUGCAACCGAUCUAGGCAGAAGCGUUCCGCGCGGGUGGGUGCCAGGAACCUGGAGGAGCCGGGGCGCGUUUCCGGCGGCUGCAGACGGUGCUGAAGCCCAGGUAGCAGGAGGGUUGGACCAUGGCCAACAGCGAGCGCACCUUCAUUGCUAUCAAGCCCGAUGGAGUCCAGCGAGGCCUCAUGGGAGAAAUAAUCAAGCGUUUUGAGCAAAAGGGAUUCCGUCUUGUUGCCAUGAAAUUCAUGCGGGCUUCUGAAGACCUUCUCAAGGAGCACUAUAUUGACCUGAAGGACCGUCCAUUCUUUGCCGGCCUGGUGAAAUACAUGCACUCAGGGCCGGUGGUUGCCAUGGUCUGGGAGGGACUGAACGUUGUGAAGACAGGUCGAGUGAUGCUUGGGGAGACCAACCCUGCAGACUCCAAGCCUGGGACCAUCCGUGGGGACUUUUGCAUCCAAGUUGGCAGGAACAUUAUUCAUGGCAGUGAUUCCGUGGAGAGUGCAGAGAAGGAGAUUGCCUUGUGGUUUCACCCUGAGGAACUGGUAAAUUACAAGAGCUGUGCUCAGAACUGGAUCUACGAGUGACUUGGAAGCAGACCACAGUGCUCAUCCCAUGCUAGUUUCCCUCCCUCCCACAGGCAAGGACCAGGCCAUUGCAAACCUGGUUAUUUCAGAGAACUUGCUUUUCACUUGGAGGGAAACUCUUGGAGCUGUGGGUGCUCCAUGUACAGUGUUACAUGCUAUCAUCAGAUUAAAAUGUUUCAUCUCAAGGAAA
This is a messenger RNA of Cervus elaphus (red deer), 900 nucleotides long. RefSeq names its product NME/NM23 nucleoside diphosphate kinase 1 (gene NME1). Lineage: Eukaryota; Metazoa; Chordata; Mammalia; Artiodactyla; Cervidae. Bases 252 to 710 code for a protein of 152 amino acids. Gene Ontology annotation, biological process: UTP biosynthetic process; CTP biosynthetic process; GTP biosynthetic process. The transcript is spliced from 5 exons. The record is from RefSeq and is a predicted model, not a curated record. Gene Ontology annotation, molecular function: nucleoside diphosphate kinase activity.